Molecule: messenger RNA, 1865 nt
Organism: Nipponia nippon (crested ibis)
Lineage: Eukaryota; Metazoa; Chordata; Aves; Pelecaniformes; Threskiornithidae
Source: RefSeq, a predicted model, not a curated record
GCUGCUGGCAGCUACAGGAUGAAGUCGCCUCCCUGCUGCAUGUCUCUUUCUUCCCAAGCAUCCCUGGAGGAACCAGGGAGUAGCACAUCCCUGGGCUCCCUGGAGUCCAGUGUUUUCUCCAGUGAGGAAGAGCAGGGGCCCCUGCUCCAGAAGGUCAUUCCCUCCUUGGACUGCUUUACUAUCAAUGUAGGAGGCAGCCGCUUUGUGAUGUCCCAGCAAACUUUGUCUUGCUACCCUGACACCCGUCUUGGCAAACUGGCCGUAGUGGUCUCUGCUGCCCGGGAUGUGGCGCCUGGCCUCCUUGAGCUUUGUGAUGAUGCCAACCUUGUGGAGAAUGAAUAUUUCUUUGACCGGAGCUCACAGGCAUUUCACUACAUCCUGAAUUACUACCAGACAGGGAGGCUGCAUGUGAUGGAGCAGCUUUGUGCACUCUCCUUCCUGCAAGAGAUCCAGUACUGGGGUUUGGAUGAGCUCAGCAUUGAGUCCUGCUGCAGAGACCGGUACUUCAGGAGGAAGGAGCUGAGUGAAGCCUUAGACAUCAAGAAAGAUGCAGAAGAACUGGAUGCCCAAGAUGAGGAAGAGGACUUUUCUGGUAGCCUCUGUCCCAGUGUCAGACAGAAACUUUGGGAAGUUUUGGAAAAGCCUGGCUCCUCUGCAGCGGCCAGGACUUUCGGCACUCUAUCCAUGGCUUUUGUUGUUGUGUCUAUUGCCAACAUGGCUUUGAUUUCAGUAGAGCUAAGCUGGCUGGCACCACCGCUACUGGAUGCCCUAGAGUACCUGUGCAUUGCAUGGUUCACUGUGGAGUUUGUUCUGAGGUUCCUGUGUGCACGGGAUCGGUGUCGCUUCCUAAGGAGUGUGGCAAACAUCAUAGACCUCCUUGCUAUUUUGCCUUUCUACAUCACCCUGCUGGUGGAGAGCCUGUGUGGUGGGGAGAGCUCCCAAGAACUGGAGAACGUGGGGCGCAUUGUCCAAGUGCUGAGACUGCUCAGAGCCCUGCGGAUGCUGAAGCUGGGAAGACAUUCAACAGGCUUGCGGUCUCUUGGGAUGACUAUUGCACAGUGCUACGAGGAGGUUGGCCUUCUGCUGCUUUUCCUCUCUGUAGGAAUCUCUAUAUUUUCCACUGUGGAGUACUUUGUUGAGCAAGGCAUGCCAGGCACAACUUUCACAAGCGUACCUGGUGCUUGGUGGUGGGCAACAACUUCCAUGACAACUGUUGGUUAUGGUGACAUUAGACCAGACACUACCAUUGGUAAGGUAGUGGCCUUUAUGUGUAUACUAUCAGGAAUACUGGUUUUGGCUUUGCCAAUAGCUAUAAUAAAUGACCGAUUUUCUGCCUGUUACUUUACACUGAAGAUAAAAGAAGCUGCUCUUCGGCAGCGUGAAGCUUUAAAGAAACUCACAAAGAACUCAUCCAGUGACUCUAAUAUCAAUGUUAAUUUGCGAGACAUAUAUGCACGCAGCAUCAUGGACAUGUUACGGUUAAAAAGCAGAGAGAGGGCAAGUACAAGGAGCAGUGGAGCGGAUGAUUUUUGGUUUUGACUUUUAAGUUAUUUAGCCUUGUAUAGCAAAUAGACUACUUCAAAAAUAUAGUAUUAAGCAUCUCUCUUUUUGUUAUUCACCACAGUGUAUUUGCUUUCUCAGCUGGAGUUUUACUUACUUGGACAGACUGAGAUAAUCACUGUAUACAAAAGGCAGAAUUCAUAAUGUGGAGUCUCUCAAGGGGCUCUGAAACCUGCUUCCAGAACUGGAUCGUGGUGGGUGAGAGGGGAGUAAUGGGUCCAUCAAAGUAAAACAGUGAUGCAAACACUUGUCUAUGAACCUUAUGUCCUUGCUAAUGUAUAGUAAUAAAGUCUUAGCCAAAAUUG